Molecule: messenger RNA, 1461 nt
Organism: Oppia nitens
Lineage: Eukaryota; Metazoa; Arthropoda; Arachnida; Sarcoptiformes; Oppiidae
Gene: beg
Product: malonyl-CoA-acyl carrier protein transacylase, mitochondrial-like
Exons: 1
Coding region: 134-1408 (424 amino acids)
Molecular function (GO): transferase activity
Source: RefSeq, a predicted model, not a curated record
UUCGUAAAGAAAUGGUAUUAAAAAUGUAAAGAAAAUGUUGUUUUGAAACAAUUUGAAUGUCUUUUUCGGUGACUUUGGAUCAAUUGAUUCAUACAAUUAAACAUUAAUUAAGUGAUAGAUUUUGACUAACAAAAUGUUAAAACAUUUUUCUUAUUCAUAUUUAUUGCGACAAAAAUGUCGAUCAUUGACUUCAAUGGUCAACAAAAGACAUCUUUCCGUUGAAGACAAGCUAUCGAUAACCGAUGAAGACAUUAACACCAAAUCUACGGUCAGACAAAAUACACCACAAUAUGAGUCGACAUUUGAAUCAAUUAACAAAGUUUUGGCAAAUAAGAGUUUAUCACAUCUUUUAAAAGAUGCAAACAAUGAACAGAUAGUUGAUUAUAAAGAGUCGACUCAAGAGAUGGUUAGAAGAGAUCAGUCGAGACUUGCUUUAAGGCCUAAGACGGCUCCUGAGGACACAACAGUAAUACUAUUUCCAGGACAGGGAUCACAGUUUGUGGGAAUGGGUUAUAAUGUAAUCGAGUCAUCAAAUGUAAAGCAAAUGUUUUCAAUCGCUAAACAAAUAUUAGGUUACGAUUUGUUGGAUCUGUGUCUUAACGGUCCCAUUGAAACCCUUAAUAAGACUCAAUAUUGUCAACCGGCGAUAUAUGUCACUUCUUUAGCUGCAGUUGAAUGUCUUCGACAAAGAGGAACGGGUGAUGUAGAGGCGUGUGUGGCCACUGCAGGCUUUAGUGUCGGCGAAUUAUCUGCUCUGGUAUUUGCCGGCGCCAUGUCUUUUGAAGACGGACUCAGAUUAGUUAAGAUAAGGGCUGAAUCUAUGCAAUACGCUUCGGAAUUAGUGCCGUCGGCUAUGAUUACCGUUUUUUUCAAUGCCGACGCCCGCAUUAGUUUUGCGUGUAAUGCCGCCCGAGAGUGGUGUGUUAGGAAAGGCAUUGAAGAAAAAGAUGCCAUUUGUAAUAUAGCUAACUAUCUGUUUCCUCACUGCAAAGUAAUUGCCGGUCACGAAGAGGCCAUUAAUUUCUUAGAAAUGAAUGCCAAAGAUUUUGGUAUUAAAAGAUCAAAACGAUUGCCCGUUUCGGGAGCUUUUCACACAAAACUUAUGGAACCGGCGAGAAAAGUGAUGGCAGAAGCACUUAGAAAAAUUCAUCUCGAAGUACCUCUAAUACCAGUUCAUUCAAAUUUUGACGCAAAGAUUUAUAAAGACGUGGUCUCUAUGCGUAAAAAGUUGGCCAAACAAAUAGUAUCACCCGUACAUUGGGAACAAAUUCUUCAUAUUGUCUACGAUAGACCUAAAGAUAUGAAGUGUCCGAAAACGUUUGAAUGCGGACCUGGAAAGUCAUUACUGUCCACACUUAGUAUGGUUCACGCAGUGGCCCGAAGAUCUGCACAUCACAUCAGUGUCUGAUUUGACAAUUCUUAGCUAUUUUUAAGUGUCAUAAAUCGAUAAUAAAUUAUUUU